UACCAACUGUAUAUUUCUAUUCAGACAUGACGUCAAUCCAAACCCCUCCCCUUUCACGUUCUGGCUCCUCCCCCUCCACCGGGGGUCUGGCAAAUCGCACUACACCUUCGGCUACUCCUCCCACCUCUCUUAGUCUGCGCUCAUCCUACAACCAGCUGCUUGGCCGUGACGUCAUCAAGGAAUCGAUGGAAACCGGGAGCUCGGCCACCUUGCCUAAGAGCCGUCAGAGGCACGCAAUGACAAGUGUGCGGAGUGCCAUGGGGAUAAGUGACAAUCUGGCUUUGUCGUCCAAGUACCAACCUCUUACCAAAGGAAGAGGACUUCCCACCAAGUCCUCAUCCAGUUCUGCCCUUUACUCCUCCUCUUCUUCAUCCUCAUCAUUCUUUAAUACAACUAACCCCAAAUUGGCGAAGAAUGGAGCAAACAUGCAGAGGCGAGCGGAGAGCCAGCAGCUACAGCUGAGCAGGGCCAAUACUGUGGACAAAAUCCACAAUGACCUAUUCAAUAAUCCUUCUUCGGAUUGGCUAGAGUUUGGGAAAGACAACUCCCAACUUCCUCCAUUUCGUAGAAGAACCAAAAGCUUUUUGGAAUAUCAUGGCAAGUGUUGGGAUUUGGACCCAAGUUGGGAAAACAAAGAGCUCAAGGAGGAAGAGAAGCAGCCACCUUCAUCAGAGAAGGAACAGGAUAGUCCGGCCAAAGAGAGAGAAAGUCAGAAGGAGGAAAAGUCCACUAGCAAACAAAACUGCCAAGAGGAAAAGGAUAAUGUGGAACGUGUGAUGGAGGAAGAUGAGGAGGAAGAUGAGCCCACCCCAACGCCAAGACAGCCCCUGCUGCCAGUGGUGGUUGAAGCACCCCUUUCCUCCACCUCCUCCUCUUCAGCAAACAGCCCUGAGUGGGUGCCAGACAACCUGAUUCCCCUUCAGAAUAAAACCAAGGCACCAAUCCGAGAGGAACUAUGUCCCCAAAUCCAGGCUAGUCCACGUAGUCCCGCAAAGCCACCUCGAAGCUCCCAGCCUCGGGUGAUCAAAGUGGAGCUGCACCCCAACAACGAGAACCAGUUUUUGCAACAGUACCCUACAAGUUCCCCAAAACAGGCCAGAGCUGCUGAAAGACACAACCCUACGAAGACCUGGGCAUCUCCCUCUCUGCAGGAACCUAAGUCAGAGACAGGCCUCCCUAGAGUCGGCCUCAAAAUGGAUAUGACUCCUGACACACCAUCGGAGGAUGAAGACUCUAGCUGGACCACCCUGUCCCAAGAGUCUCCGUCUCCACAGAGUCCAAAAGAGACAGCAGAUGUAUGGGCUGAGGGGGAUCUGCCCCCAGGCUGGCGGGAGAUCUCAGACACAUCCGAAGUCUAUUUCUGGCAUGUCCCAACUGGCACGACACAGUAUGACCGACCCAUCGCUUCUGCAAACCAAGAACUCGCUACAAACAAUGAGCCAGACUCUGAGCAUGACCCACAAAGAGAAACACAGGAUUCCCUCAAGCUACCGAAUGAGCGUCCCAGCAGUUUGAUAUCCGACAGCUCGGUGGAGCCGGUCCCCUCCCCGUCCUCUUCACCAUCCACUCCCUCCAAAGUUAUCUUCUCUCCAGAUCCGGUUGUCAGCUCCACCUCAUCCACCACGAAAGAGCUGAAGGACUAUCCAGUCUAUCCAGAUCCCAGUCUAAAAGCCUUUGAAGGAGCUACCCUUCGUUAUGCCUCUCUUAAGCUGAACCCUCCAGCUCAGCUUGAGACAGUGGACCUCAACAGUACUUUCUCUGACCCAGAUGCAUUGUCUUUUCCAGUUCGGUCUCUGGGCUGGGUGGAGAUGGCAGAGCAGGACCUGUGUGAGGGUAGGAGCAGUGUUGCCGUCCACCACUGCAUCAGACAGCUGUCCUACUGCAGGAGGGAUAUAAGAGACUCGGUCGGAGUCUGGGGAGAGGGUAAGGGCAUGCUGCUUGUGCUUCAAGAUCGCAUGUUAACUUUGGUUGACCCAGAUGAUCGCAGCUUGCUCCACUCCCAGCCAAUCAGCAGUAUCCGUGUCUGGGGGGUCGGACGGGAUCACGACAGAGAAAGGGAUUUCGCCUAUGUGGCCAGAGACAAAAACACACGGGUGCUGAAGUGCCACGUGUUUCGAUGUGAUACUCCUGCAGCCGCCAUCGCCACAAGUCUCCACGAAAUCUGCUCCAAGAUAAUGGCUGAAAGAAAAAAUGCAAAGGCUGCAGCCUGCAGCUCCUCCCAGAAUGGCUCUGAUGUGCCCUUACAGGAGUUCCCCAUGCCAAAGACUGAACUGGUGCAGAAGUUCCAUGUGUUCUAUCUGGGUGUGACAUACGUCUCUCGCCCAAUAGGUAUGGACAUUAUAAACGGGGCCAUAGAAAACCUCCUGUCAUCCACAGGAAAAGAAGAAUGGACCCCUGUUAUACUGAGUAUCGCUGACACCACGGUCGCUGUCAUUAAAGAGAAGGAAGAAGAAGAGGAGGUGCUGGUGGAGUGCCGCGUGCGUUUUUUGUCCUUCAUGGGCGUGGGACGGGAUGUGCACACGUUUGCCUUCAUCAUGGACACUGGGAAUCAGCACUUCCAAUGUCAUGUCUUCUGGUGUGACCCAAAUGCAGGCAGCGUCUCUGAGGCAGUGCAGGCAGCUUGUGUACUUCGGUACCAGAAGUGUCUGGUGGCAAGGCCGCCUUCUCAGCGAGCUGGCUCUUCCUCAUCUCCCUCCUCAGACUCAGUAACACGCCGAGUGACCACCAGUGUUAAACGCAGUGUCCAGUCGCUCAUAGACACUCUGAAACCCAAGAAACAGCCGUCGGAGCUUCCCCAAUGACCAUCGCCAAGUGUAUUGCACCCCACCCCAGCCUGGAUACCACUCUCACAGUCACCACCAAAACACUUAAUCCGUGCCAGACAUUGUAUUAAAUGAUGUACAGACAUUAUACCAACUAUAACAGCGGAUGAAGGAAACAGCCUGACCACCUUUGAAAAGAAAACUAACCCUGUCGAUGUGUGAAUGAAUGGAAGCUCACAUUAAUCUAAGAGCUUCGAUCUUUGCCCAGGAGAAAACAUCUCAAUUUUGUGGAUAUCUUCACUUGAUGGAUUACUUGAACUUUCGCUGGACAGAGAGGUCAACCCAGGCAGAAAAAAAAUCUAAUUUUUAUUCUCAGACUGCUUAUGAAGCAACUCAUUGGUAUUAUUCUUUUUUCCCCCCUCCAGUUCUGAGCUUGUGGACUUGGAUGAGCAGCAGUAGCCUUCAAGAAAAAAAUAAAUAAAUAAACAGACGUUGACUUGCUGUUGCUGCAAAAAGAUUUAAAUAUGGAUGACAAAAUCAUCCAAGAUCGAACAGACAAAAAACCUCAUCAGCUCACAUGCCCAACAAAUGUUAUAAAACUUGUCCAGCAGAGAGAAUAAUAGGACCAUUUCAUGUAGAAUGAAGUGAUUGUAUUAAUGCUGUGUACGUAAAUGACUUUAUUUAGAAAGAAAGGAAAUCGAGCACAAAAAUUUGUAGAUAAAUAUUAACGGUAAAGCUGAGAGAAUGGUAAGGAUAGAUGGGAGGAUUAGUUUGAUUUUGCAUGUUUUGUUAAAGGGGAAUUAUAAAAAUGAGUUUUGGAAAGAUAUGCAUAUUGAUGAGAAUACUUGUGAACACAUAAACAGAAAAAAAGAGAAAAUAGAAAUGCUUUCUGCAUAAUUUAUCUUCACUUGUCCAUAGAUUAACACUGGCACAAGAGCAUCCCACCCCUAACUGAAGAGCCUACUGCCCCGUGUGUAAAAAAUAAAUGCUAAGGAUUGUAUUUCUUUUCUUUAGCUACUUGAACGAAUAGCUUAAGAAAACAAAGUAGUUUUUAGUGCAUUUAGAGGCUUAAGAUUGUAAUUUUUGUUAUAUUAUAGAUAAAUGAUUUUAAUAUCUCAAGAAUGUUGAAUUGAUUCUGUUUAAACUUGACAAAAUGCUCAGGAAAUUGUAUGAGGAUUGCAACAGAGGCCAGAAAUUCCAGAUCCAGGCUUUUUUUUUUUUUUUUUUGGUAAAUGUGAAGAUUCUGUGGCCAAAAGUGUUUCUCAUUCUUCCUAUGGCCCAGAAAAAAAGAAAUAUGCACAAGCAGCAUAACUAUCGGAGAAAUUACCUGUAUUUUUAUUUUAAAAUGAAAAAUUAUAGCCAGUGCAUAUUCACAUGACGAUACACAAGCAAAUCCACAAACUCACAAAAUAUAAACAGUAAAGAAAAAAAAAUAUUUUUACAAAGCUACUUUAGCUUGGGACCAUCACCUGCACUCAGUGUGAGCUCUGUGAAUGGAGUCUAUUUUAAGUAAAAACCUCACAAAACAAACAAUAGAGAUGUGACCCAUUUCAUUUCUGUUUGUCAGCCACCUCUACACAGUGUAAAUGUAAUCUGUUGUGACAAUAAAUGCAUUAACAAAAUGAAAAAAGUAAGCAGCCUCUUGACUGGCUGGUGGAGUCCCUAGUUGCUCUUCAUUGUGAUCCAGUGAAGCCCGCUAUAUUAAAUUGCUGUAUGCAGUAAGACCAUAUUCUAACUGUAAAACAAAUGCAUUGUGAUCAUGGUAGAUAUUAUGAUGGUGGAAAUGAUUGCAAUGUCAUUGUUUUAAAUAUCUUCAAAAAGGAUCAUUUCAUUGUAACAUUUGCUGCAAAAUUUGGUCCUCUUCUUGUAAAAGUUGCUAUAAACAAAUAUCACCCAUAAUAUUAACUAA
Molecule: messenger RNA, 4671 nt
Organism: Cyprinodon tularosa
Lineage: Eukaryota; Metazoa; Chordata; Actinopteri; Cyprinodontiformes; Cyprinodontidae
Gene: apbb2a
Product: amyloid-beta A4 precursor protein-binding family B member 2
Exons: 14
Coding region: 27-2801 (924 amino acids)
Biological process (GO): regulation of DNA-templated transcription
Cellular component (GO): cytoplasm; nucleus
Molecular function (GO): amyloid-beta binding; transcription factor binding
Source: RefSeq, a predicted model, not a curated record